CAGCUCAUCUAGCGGUCUGUCUUCAGUAAGUCGCUUCCAGUUAAAUCCUUUGAAUCGAUUUUUCCUUUAAACACAUAGUUGCAUCAAAGAUCAUGCCUUCCAUUGAAGAUGUGAAGCACUUGCAGAUUCCUCUCUGGGAGAUAUCAUUGGCAACUAAUGGAUUUGCCAAAGAGAAUCUCAUUGAAGAAGGUGGAUUUGGGCAUGUAUACAAAGGCAUAUCCAAAAAACACGGCUCCAUCGCGGUGAAGCGGUUGGUUUAUAGGCAAAUGUAUGGGCAAGGAGACAAGGAAUUUAAGACAGAGAUAGCUUUGCUUUCAAAAUGUAAACAUGAAAAUAUUGUCUCUCUUCGUGGUUUCUGUGACGAAGAUGGCGAGAAGAUUCUUGUUUAUAGGUAUGAAAGCAAUGGGAGUCUUAACAAGCAAUUAAACAACGAAAAUCUAACCUGGACCCAACGCCUACGGAUUUGCCUAGAUGCUGCCUGUGGGUUACAAUACCUUCACGAAAACGUUGAGUCUCAACUUGGAAUCUUCCACCGCGAUGUGAAAAGCCCCAAUAUCCUUUUGGAUGAAGGCUGGAAGGCAAAAAUUUCAGAUUUUGGGUUGUCAAGAGCACACCCUGCCAAUAUGCAGGCUAGCUUUCUUAUCUCGAAUCCGUGUGGCACAGAAGGAUAUAUUGAUCCAGAUUACCGUAACACCUGUCAUCUCACCCAAAAAUCUGACGUCUACUCUUUUGGGGUCGUAUUGUGGGAAGUUUUGUGUGGAAGGCUCGCAUAUGUUCCAUCAUACAAUGAUGACCGUCGAUAUUUAAAUGUUCUAGUGGAAAAACAUUACAUAAGGAAAACACUAGACAAGAUCAUUCCUUCCUAUUUACACAAGCAGAUGCACACAGAUUCGUUACUUACGUUUACAAAGAUUGCCUAUCAAUGUUUGAAGAACCGAGAAGAACGUCCAACAAUGAAAGAGGUCGUGGAUCAGUUACAAGAGGCUAUUGAUCAUCAACAAGUAAAGAAAAAAGCAAAACCGGCCACCGUAGAUGAGAAGAAGGGCGAUGGAUCUUUUCCGCCACCACCUCCCCAGCCGCAAGAGUUGGUCUUUUUAGUAUACAUGCAUUGUAAAGACUGUGCUAAAAGAGUCCGGCGAUGCCUUGAAAACUUUGAGGGCGUUGAAGGUGUUGAAACGGAUUGCGAGAAUCAUAAGGUCGUAGUGAAGGGAGAAAAGGCGGAUCCGUUAAAGGUUCUAGAAAGAAUCCAUAAGGAAACCGGUAGAAAAGUUGAGCUUUUAUCACCGGUAACAAAACCUUUGGUGGAGGAGGCCAAAAGGCUGGAGCAAGAGAAACCUUCUAAACGGGAAGAUGAGAAAGAUGAGGAGGGAAAGAAAGAAGCAAAACCGGCCACUAGAGAUGAGAAAAGGGGAGAGGCGUCAAAAGACCCGCCACCGCCGAAUGUGUCGGCAAAUGAGACCAAGAAGCCGAAUAGAAAAGUUCAGCAAAACCUUAAAGGCUCAGAGGGUGUUAAAGAUGUUCAUCUGUAUUGUGAAACUCAAAACGUGUUAGUGAAGGGAACACAAGAAGAUUCAACGAAGGUUCUAAAAACAGUCGUAAAGAAAAGUCACCGAAAAGUUGACCCUCCAUCCCCGGUCCAAACACUCUUGGCAGAGGAGCCCAAGAAGCCGGAGCAAGAACCUCAUGAGCAGGCGAAGAGGAAUGAUGCUACAAGCCGAGAAAUAUAUAUCUAUAUAUUUAUUAUUAUUUUUUGCUUUAUCUAUGAUAUCUCUAAGUUAGUUCGCUAUUUAAAUAAAUAAAACACUACUAUGGUAGCUAUAGAAGUUCUACUCUAGUCUUAAUGUUGUUAUGUUGUAGCACUUUAUUAUAUUUAUUAAAGUGAAAUGUUUCAUGAAUCAAUUAAUGAA
This is a messenger RNA of Helianthus annuus (common sunflower), 1907 nucleotides long. Its product is annotated as putative receptor-like protein kinase At5g39000. The record is from RefSeq and is a predicted model, not a curated record. Gene Ontology annotation, molecular function: metal ion binding; ATP binding; transmembrane receptor protein tyrosine kinase activity. Gene Ontology annotation, biological process: protein autophosphorylation. Bases 93 to 1799 code for a protein of 568 amino acids. NCBI's taxonomy places the organism in Eukaryota, Viridiplantae, Streptophyta, Magnoliopsida, Asterales, Asteraceae. The transcript has 5 exons. Gene Ontology annotation, cellular component: plasma membrane; plasmodesma.